Echinococcus granulosus is the source of this 132-nucleotide messenger RNA. RefSeq lists its product as hypothetical. The coding region runs from base 1 to 132 and encodes 43 amino acids. The record is from RefSeq and is a predicted model, not a curated record. The transcript is spliced from 2 exons. NCBI's taxonomy places the organism in Eukaryota, Metazoa, Platyhelminthes, Cestoda, Cyclophyllidea, Taeniidae.
AUGGAGAAUAAGGCGAGACGAAUGCAUUUUCAACCUGCUCUGGGAGCCGCCAAUUCAGAAGUCACCGUUUGUCGAGAUAGUCAAUCCCUUUACGCCGAGGAUGAGCCUGGUACUCUUGGAAUUGAAGGUUAA